Messenger RNA from Echinostoma caproni, 1008 nucleotides. NCBI's taxonomy places the organism in Eukaryota, Metazoa, Platyhelminthes, Trematoda, Plagiorchiida, Echinostomatidae. The record is from the annotation of a GenBank genome assembly.
AUGCCUUUACCUCCGGCCCUGUUAGCGCGUUUAAAGAAACGGGGUCUAGUUAAAGCAGAAAAAAAGGAGGUAUUCGCUGAGAAUUACGAUGAAGAAUCUGAACCGGCCCAAGAAACAGCAAUACACUUAGAAAAUCCGAUAGCCAUCGAUAACACACAUACUAUCAGCCCACUGCCCAUCAUUGAGAACGGAAUUCUGAUUUACGAGUGCGCACAAUGUCCUAACUUGCAGAAUCCUUACCAUAACUGUGUGGCAUAUUGUUUUGAACGGUAUGGAAGACGUAAGUUCUUUUCGGAUUUACGGAAUAUGAGACUGAAAAAUCGUAUGCUUCAACGAUAUCCUCUCCCAAGUCACUGGUUAGAAGUGGGUGACCCCAGUACCGGCAGGUUUUACUAUUGGAACACGAAAACGGACGAUGUUUGUUGGCUGUCCCCAUUACAUCCAAGAGCAAAAAUCAGUCAACCCGGAGACAUUGUUCGAGCGAACAUGCUUCGCGAACGGGACGCCGCCCGCGCUGCUGCCGGUGCAGCGACCGCCGCAGUUUUAGCUGCUGAACGUAAACGAGGUGCACGACAUUCGGAGGAUGAGGAUGAACCGGAUGAUCGUGAUGAAGACAAAGAUCAUCAUGACGAGGACGAUGAGGAUGACGACGAUCAACGGCCAAGGGAGCAUGCGGACUCGGCCAGCGAUGAAGAGAAUGCUUCAAGAAGAUCGGGACAUCGUUCUCAUAUGCGUGGCUCUGUCUCGCCGGAGAAUGAGGCAAGCAAAACCGGUCAUCCAUCUCGAUGGGAUCGCGGUCGUUCGGAGGCCGAUCCGAUCCGUUUCAAGGGCACAUGGAGUGCAGGCUUAGAGGUCAAAUCUACCAUGCCCGCUGCAAAAACAGGUGUCGACGAGACCGCCUCCGGAUCGCUAUAUCAGCAAAGACCGUAUCCAAGCCCUGGCGAUAUCUUACGGGCGAAUGCGGCAGCUCAAGCUCGUUCGAAUCUGUCUGAAAAUGAUGUCGGGUAG